Messenger RNA from Leptomonas pyrrhocoris, 3296 nucleotides. Its product is annotated as putative Protein kinase. The transcript has a single exon. The record is from RefSeq and is a predicted model, not a curated record. The coding region runs from base 627 to 3296 and encodes 889 amino acids. Gene Ontology annotation, biological process: protein phosphorylation. NCBI's taxonomy places the organism in Eukaryota, Euglenozoa, Kinetoplastea, Trypanosomatida, Trypanosomatidae. Gene Ontology annotation, molecular function: ATP binding; cyclin-dependent protein serine/threonine kinase activity. Gene Ontology annotation, cellular component: nucleus.
AGAAGCAGCUACUACUUCAGCCUGCAUUACCUGUCGUAUUGCUGUUACCAUCACUACGGUGGUGUCGUCUGAUUGGUGCGUCACGCAACGCAGGUUGGUGCCAUUGAGGUCUCUCUCUCGCUCUAAGUAUAUUCUACGAGAGUCUACAAAGAGGGAAAGGGGUGUGCAACGAGCUUGCUUAUCUUUCUUCCGCGGGUGCCACUCAGCUGUCGCCCCCUUGCGUGUGCGCUCUUACGCCUGACCGGUGAGCCUUACUAGCACAGCUGCUGUUUCUAAAGGAGACAGAAGGGAAAUAACCACUGGGCAGUUCGAGAAGAAGGCGCGAAGGAAACGAACAGUAAGCGAAGACUCAAAGAGCAGCGGCGCGUCAUCGCCGACGCCUUUGACGGGUUUGUUUUUCUUGUUGUUGGCGGUGAAGACACACAGAGCAAAAAAAAAAGGUCGGUUCCACGGCAGGCCUUCUCCUUCCCUUCUCUCCCGUGCGAAUGUACGGGGCGCCGACGUGUUAGCGACCGUCCGCUCUUUCUGUCGUUGUUGUUUGGCACAUGAGGGGCAAUGAGAGAGAGAGAGAGCGAGAGAGCAAACAAACAAAACAAACAUACUCUCCCCUCUCCUGCCUUUUGUUGAUGCAGACGUCCUCUUCGCACUCCUCCUCCCUCGCAGUAGCGAACGGCCGCGCUGACGAGGUGGACGGCGCUGACCGCGUCAAGUCGGUCGUGGUCGUUGAUGUAGACGAAGAAAGGGAAGGGAUUGCGGCUGUCGGCUGCAGCAGCGCGAAGCUUCGUCACGACGGCAACAGCAAUGGUAGCAGCGCUGGCUCGCCCCUGACGCCCAGCACGGUGGAAAGCGGUCCCGAGGAUCCCACACCUCAGCAACCUCAGAGCGGGCGACAACAAGUGCAGCGCAGCCGCAACGCAGCAGAUGCGCAGCCGUCCUCCAGCGCGCCACCCUCGCAGCAGGGAGUCCUGACGACGUCUUCCAUGGUUUCACCCAGCUCCGCUUCUAGCCCAGUGGACACAAGGUCACACGUUCUUCGUGUGGAUCUGUCUGCUGCCGGUGGCGGUGCCCUUGCGCCGAGGCGGCUUGCACGCACCUUACACCUGCAACCUGCCUCCGCCCAAGGCCCGUUCACCGCAUCGUUCUCGUCGCCAUCAAUGCCGCCGCACGCUCAAGGAGAGCAGAACCCAACGCAGCCGGCGGAGGACGCUCCCCCGGCAAAGCGGCUGCGCCUGUCGCUCACGACAGCAGCAGCAGCGGCAGCGGCCACCACCACGACCACCGCACCGCCUUCGACGGCAUUUGUAGACCCCCACGAGGCGCCCACCGCUGUCAACUCCACUGGACGGAGACGUGUGCUGCGCCUCACACCCGCUGUCACCGCUUCGGCCUCCAUGGCGGAUGUCCGUCGCCACGCACCGCUGGGGGCCUCCCCGCCGGUGGAGGCGAAGGCGAACGAUGAGCAGAGCCGGCAGAAUGAGAAGGACACGCAAGCGCUCAGCUGCAGCUCCACCGCCGUCACGGUCGCAGCCAACCCUACAAACACGGACGGUAUUGUGGCUGCUUCCGUAGAUGUUCCUCCUGCCACUGUUGCUGAUGUGACUGUUGCUGCGACGGCCUCAGCGCCUGCCCCUUCUCCACACCCGCCCCCGUCCACUGCUGAGGGGCCGACGCGACCGACGCCUAUUCUCAUUGACGCGAGUCCCCCGCAAGAAGAAGGUGCCGGCAGUGCUGUGAUGGCAGCAGGAACGAAUGCGCCGACGGCCGAGGCUUCCCCACAUCAACGGCAACAGCAGCAAGUGUUGGUGCUGCCGCAGCCUUCCUUCUCCUCCGUCGCGACGACGACGGCGGGCAGUCCGUCAGGGGCAGCCGGGGGUUCCAUCUUCCCCCGUCUGCGCUCCCUCACCCCGCAGCCCUACGCCACCACACAGGGCUCCCCACGACGGCGCCACCGCUUCGUGAACGUGAACCUGCCCUCCGCCCCACCCCCGCCGCAGACGGAGCUCUUCCGCACCUUCCAGCGCACCGUGCGGGAUGUCUACGACGUCCACGAGCGGCUCAGCGAGGGCACCUACGGGGAGGUGUUUAAGGGAGUCGACAAGCGCACCGGGGCGCUGGUGGCCCUGAAGCGCUUGAAGACGCUCAGCUCGCACCAGGGCUUUCCGCAGACGUCGCUGCGGGAGGUCAUUGCGUUGCGGCACAUUCAAAACCAGCGCGAGCGCCUCGAAGCGCGGCAGCGGCAGGGCGGUCCGGCGAAGGCGGCCGUGUCCGACCCGCUCGCUGAAGUCGCCCAGCUCUGCGACGUGCUCGUCUUUGACCGUCAACAGCCGGACAUCGUCCUGGUCUUUGCCUACGCCAGCGCCAGCCUCGCCGGUCUGCUGCGGCGGCAGUUCAUCUUCUCCCCCGCAGAGCUGGCGUACGUGAUGAAGAAACUGCUCACUGCGGUGCGCAAGCUGCAUGAGAUGUCCAUCAUCCACCGCGACAUCAAGUCGGACAAUGUCCUCCUUACGAGCGACGCGGAGGUGCAGCUGACGGACUUCGGCCUCUGCUCCAUCGUCGGUGCUGGCGGGGUCGCCGCGUGGCGCACUCCCAGCGUCAUCACACUGGCCUACCGACCGCCAGAGAUGCUGCUGGGCAGCACCGCCUACGAUGAGAAGGUGGAUGUGUGGUCCGUGGGGUGUUUGCUGGCCCAGCUCUACCUCUACGAACCGCCGUUUUAUCGCCACCGUGCGCUGCAGCGGCCAAAUCAGCCAGGACAACCGCAGCAGCAGCGCACGGCGGCAACGGAGUUGGAGCAGCUGUCCCGCAUUACGGAAGUGCUAGGCCCGCUGCCGCCUGUCCGGGUAUUUCGCCCAGACGCCUGUCAGCACAUGCGUGUGUUGGAGCAGCUGGAGCAGCAAGGAAAGCUGGCGGAGGCCGGAAAGGCAGCCCAACCCGCCAACUGGGGAAAGCUGCAGAGCCUCUUCGAGCCUAGCUUUCUGUACCAGCAGUUCCACGGCUUCCGUGGCUGGUUCGAGGCCGAGGUGCAGCGGGCACGGCACCAGCCCCCGCCGCGGCGCCCCAGUCAGGCUGCGUUAGAUGUCCUGUGUGCUGCCCUGCAGCUGGACCCGCAGCAGCGGCCGUCGGCGGCGGAGCUGCUGCGCAUGCCGUACUUCACCACCCUGGAUGACGCCCCGCUGCUGGGGGCCUACCAGCGCCCUUUGGCCGUUACACCCGAGAGGGAAGAGGAGGUGCGGCGGGGCCUCGUGCUGAAGGUGCAGCGCUGCGGGGACAGCCACACGCAGCGGCGGCCGCACUAA